AUGGCUCCAACAUUUGACGCCUCGACAACCUCUUAUGCCAAUGCCGCCGCUCUCGCGUCCUCCUCCUGUCCCUCAUGCGGUUAUCAUCUACCUCUCCCAUCAGAACAUUCGAGCGAAGCUGCUGAAGCACAUCGUCGCGUUCUCGAUCUUGAGGCCCAAGUGAAACUACUCAAUUCUAAAGCUGCCGCGGCCGUUGACAAGUUGGCCGAUUAUGAAGACGAGAUUCGAUACCUCAGAGAAGCACAUGCGCGGUCUCAGCAGCAGCAGCAGCAACAACAACAACAACAACAGGCAGCUUUUACAAGUAGUCCACCACUUGAAGGGCCUGGACCGGCUGUUGCGCAGUCCAGACUAGCCAGUCUGAGUGCUCUUCUACCAGGUCGCAGAAAAGAAUCCAAUCCGGCAAAUCCGCCAUUGACACCAGCCACGACGACUUUCCCUCAAAACAACGCCGCGGACACCAACAACACACUCUCCCCUCCUAAGAACCCCUUUUUGGGCGCCAAUCGCUCCGCUCCGACUCUUCAAUCCGCACAGUCUGAUAGCCAGCUUGUAACCAUGUCAUCUUUACAGAGUUCUCUAGAAGAAGAGCGCAUGCUCCGAAUGCGCGCCGAGUCUAACCUUACCCAGACGCAAACAGAGCUCGAAGAUCUCACGGCCCAACUGUUUGGUCAGGCGAACGAGAUGGUUGCGACCGAGCGUAAGGCCCGGGCCAAAUUAGAGGAAAGAGUCAAGGUGCUUGAGCACAGGGAUGUGGAGAAAAGGAAGAGGCUAGAUCGAUUGGAAAAAGCGGUCAUGAGGAUCGAAAGAGUUAGAGCCAUGGUUGGGGAUUGA
Capronia epimyces CBS 606.96 is the source of this 834-nucleotide messenger RNA. RefSeq lists its product as uncharacterized. NCBI's taxonomy places the organism in Eukaryota, Fungi, Ascomycota, Eurotiomycetes, Chaetothyriales, Herpotrichiellaceae. Gene Ontology annotation, molecular function: guanyl-nucleotide exchange factor activity. The record is from RefSeq and is a predicted model, not a curated record. The transcript has a single exon. Gene Ontology annotation, cellular component: Golgi to plasma membrane transport vesicle; cell tip. Gene Ontology annotation, biological process: exocytosis. The coding region runs from base 1 to 834 and encodes 277 amino acids.